This is a messenger RNA of Camellia sinensis, 630 nucleotides long. NCBI's taxonomy places the organism in Eukaryota, Viridiplantae, Streptophyta, Magnoliopsida, Ericales, Theaceae. The record is from RefSeq and is a predicted model, not a curated record.
AUGAUACAUGGUCUUUGCAAGAUGAAAUGGAUUGGAGAGGCUCGGAAGCUUCGGUUUGAGAUGGUUCAUAAAGGAAUAGUUCCAAAUGAAUACACGUACAAUGCAUUCAUUUAUGGGUUAUGUAGGAUUGGUAAUCUCGAAGAGGUGAAGGAGCUAUACAAUGAAAUGUGUUGUAAAGGUUAUAAAGAGACCACAGUGAGUUGCAACACUAUGAUCAGAGGGUUGUGUUUGCAUGGAAGAACAGAGAAAACUCAUGUGUUGUUUGAAGAAAUGGCUGAAAAGGGAAUUGCUCGUGAUAUUAUCACGUACAAUUCUUUGAUUCAGGGUUUCUGCAAGGAAGGGAAAAUAGAUGAAAGCAUAAAUCUUUUGGCUAAACUUUUGGAGAAGGGUUUGCAGCCUUCAGCUGCCACGUAUACUGCGCCCAUAGAAAAACUUUGUGAGAUGGGUGAUGUGGAUGAAGCAAAAGAGUUGUGGGAGGAUAUGCUGAAAAGGGGUGUGGAACCAGCAGUAUGUACCUGUAAUUUCACCAUAACUAGAUUGAGCAAUAAAGGGUAUGUAGCCAAGGGGAUGGAAUGGUUGGCUGCAAUGUUGAGACGUAACCUAAAACCGCAAAAGCAAACUUUUGAGUGA